UACACCAGGUUUAUGGAAGCCUUUUGUUAAUUGCAGUGAGUGUCCCGGGCAGUGGAAACAUCAUCACAUUUUCGCAGUUUUGUUCGUCGCUGUUCAAGGGUUUGUUUUUACGACAAACUUUGGACAAAAGGCUCCAGUCAUUCCAGUCAGACAUUAUGCUAAAAUGGUAGCAUGUUUUUUGUGGUACAAGUGACCAAUAAUGUUGUGUUUGCCUUCAACAUCUCCAUGCCUCUACACAUGAUCUAUCGAUCGGGCUCUCUCAUCGCAAAUCUGGUCCUAGGUGUCGUAAUUCUAAAGAAUAGGUACACGGCUACAAAAUACUUAUCUGUUUUCCUGAUCACUCUAGGAAUAAUUUUAUGUACCUUAGCAUCUACUGGAGAUAUGUCAUCAGCAUCUCAGAAAGACUAUUCAGAAGCUGAAUGGCAAGCCACAGCUACUGGAUAUAUACGAUGGCUUACAGGGAUAGCCAUUUUGACGUUUGCUUUAUUUAUGUCGGCAAGAAUGGGUAUAUAUCAAGAGACAGUGUACAAGAAGUAUGGGAAGCAUCCUGGAGAAGCCAUGUUCUAUAAUCAUCUGCUCCCUUUACCUGGGUUUUUGCUUCUGUCCCAUGAUAUCUACCAUAAUGUACUGCUGUUCAAUGCAUCAGAACCAAUCGUGAUUCCAGUUCUUAUGCUUUCAAUACCAAAGAUGUGGAUUUAUCUGGCAGGCAAUGUGAUGACUCAAUUUGUGUGCAUAAAGAGUGUUUUUGUCCUGACGACUGAAUGUACCUCUCUGACGGUGACAAUGGUGGUGACACUGCGCAAGUUCUUGAGUUUGCUCUUCUCCAUUGUCUACUUCCAGAACCCAUUCACUUACCAGCAUUGGAUUGGGACCAUCCUUGUAUUUGGAGGAACUGCUCUUUUUACAGACCUCCAUAAGAUGAGGAUCCAAAUGAAAUCUGUGAAACAAGAGUGAAUGUACACACAAUAUGUCUUACAGGGAUGGUGUAUUUUAAAGAGUGUGAAAGAUAUAAAUUAAAUCAGAGAAGAAAUUUAAUUUUAUAUUAAAAAAGAACCAUAAAAAAAAGGAUGUAUAUUUUUUUCUGACCCAUACAUUCCUUUCAUGUAUUACUUAAUUUUACUAAAUCAGUUUGCAGAAAUAUGUGGGGUAUAUUUUAGUCGGUAACAACAAAAAUCUGUGUUUGUCUGUGAUGAGGAAAAAAAAAAAAAGUCCCUGACAUUUAUAUUUGUAUUGACACACAUUAUACAGGUUUUGAUCAACAUUGUCAUAAUAUUUAAAUGAUGGUUGAAUUUAUUCUCUGGUAAAGAUGUUUUUUUUUGGGGGGGGUUUCUCUUCUAAAUUUUCCUAAGAUGAAGUGUUGCACUCUGUGAACCAGAGGUAGAAACCAGUGAGCUGUUGCUAAGUAAAAAAAUUGUUGAUGAAGACCAAGACUAAUUAAUAACUAAUUUUACGUUAUUAUUCAGAGAGCCUCUAUAAGUAGACAAUAUUUCUUUUUUGAGCCUAUGCUAAAUGUUUAAGCGUCUAGUAUUUCGAUGUGUAGCCUUCUCGCUGUGCACUUGAUUCAUUUAAAUUGUUUUGUUUUUUUUGUUCUUACUGUUAGAAGUUAGAAAAAGAGCAAUAAACCCGUUUCACAGCCCUUGGGUUCUAGCUUUAUGUUCUAUUGUAAACGUAUUGUAAAUUGGAUAUUCAAAGUUCACAAUGAUGGAGGCGCUGUGUCAUCUAUUUUUUGAGAGAGUGAAAAGCUAUAUCCCAAUAUCCUUCCAGACAAAAACUCAAGCACCUUUCUCAGAUCAAUAAGACUCGGGCAAAUAGUGUAACUUGGUCCUGGGCAAAAUUUUAGUUCACUUCCCCGGAUCAUGAUCAUCUCCAUGCCAAGCUUAAACUCCCAAAUGGUACUAAAACUCAUGUUUUAUUCAUCCAUGAUAUACAGCUGUUGUUUCAGUUCAGUACAUAAUCAAUAUAUACAUGUACAUAACCAAUAUAUACAUGUACACAACCAAUAUGUACAUGUACACAACCAAUAUACACAUGUACACAACCAAUAUACACAUGUACCCCACCAAUACAUACAUGUACACAACCAAUAUACACAUGUAUACAACCAAUAUACACAACCAAUAUACACAUGUACACAACCAAUAUAUACUUGUAUACAAUCAAUACAUACAUGUACACAACCAGUAUACACAAGUACACAACCAAUACUGACCAAGUUGUUUAAAACGGUAACUAACCUAUGUAAGUCAUAAGUCUUCACUACUUAACCUGGCCACCAUUGAUCGAAUUUGGGUCCAAAUGUAUCAAACAUACAAGGAGUAUGUUAUGCACAAUACUGGAAUGGCUUUAAAAUGUUGUUAAUGACCAUUGGUUCACCUUUAACAAAGUUCUCAAGAGUUUUUAUCUCAAAUAAUUCAGUAUCUUUUUUUUUCCUAGUCCCGAUUUCAGUUUUUAAAUUUAUAUCAAGAUUGUAUUUUUUACAUGAACAUUUUCAUGAAUAUUUAUUGUGUGUUUUAUUUAUUGAUGUAAUCAUGGUAAAAUGAGUUGAAUCUACUCCCUUGAAAUAAAACCAGGUUAAUGGAGGACAUUUGCAUCACAAUUUCCUAUUCUAAUCAUUUAAUCAUUGAUGUUCUUGACAUUUUUGAAUGAAUGAGUGAAUGAUUAAGGCUGAGCACUACUUUAACACUACUUCAACACUACUUCAGACUGUACUUUGGCAUUUGACAUGUUCUAAAACAAAAUAUAAUGGUUAUAAAUUUAGUAAAGAAUGUUAUACCAAAGGGAAAAACAUGGUUCACUUUUUGGGCAUAAUUUAUCUCUUGAUAAUGCUUCUAUUUUAUACAUAAUUUCCAUCAUGGAUUGAAAAUUUUCGGGAAUGAUGUUAUGGAUGAACUGGCUGGGUUACAGACAUAGCUAGGCUCUUGCCCACACCAGUUGUUUUGACAGUUACCAUUGUUGACAUCAUGACUAUUGGCUAAUUAAUUUCUUAAUUAAUUGCUGGUGAAAUAAAGAAAACUCUAGAUUAAAGCCACAAGUACAAGUACUUUUCACAAGUAGAAAGCUAAGAAGUUUUAUUUGUACUUCUUAGAACUCACAUUAAAGAAUAAAGGCCAGGCACUUCUACCUGAGCAGGUAUCAUUAAGUUAUAUUUUAAGGCAGGUGAUAUUGGGAGUGCACAGCCUCAUUGUUACUCUGAAGCAAGCUUUUUGUGGUGAACACUCACAUCUAUGUGCAUCUUCAUCUUCCAUUUAUUUUUUUAUGUAUGUAAUGCAUAAUUGACGAAAUACCCUCUUGCUGAGGGUUGAUGAUGUUUUCCUGAUACAGAACCAUGAACCCUAAUUCCUCAAACAUUUUAAAUGUGGAAGAGCAUUUUUUUCACCUUUGAUUUUGGAAGACAAAUCAUUGGUUAGGUUGGUCAAUUUCAGGGCUUAAAAAAGUAUAAUUUUAUAAGUUUGCACAGAAUAAUGACCUCAGAAUGUUCUUUAAUGAGCAUCUUGCAGACAAGCAGAAAGGUUGAAAAUACAAUAAUGAGAAAACAUAAUGAAAAGAGAAUUAUAUGCAUUGUCAGUUAAGGUAUUAGGCAAUAAAUUAUUCUUCAUCAGAAAUUUUGAGGAGGGAGGAGAAUCUUUUCUUGAAGCUUUCCUUAAAGACGGCUAGUAAAACAUUUUUGGUGUGUAGGACAUGUGGGCUUCACUGUGUAAAAUAUGUUUGUUUAGUGGGUGAAUGUCAUAAAAUUGUUUCAUGCACAUAAGAAUGAUAUUUUCAAAAAGUAUACAAUUCAUUAUAUUGUCACAUAAGUGUAAAUCUGUUUCAAUCUCGUACUACUUUUUUUACCCCACUUAAAUAUUUUAUUUGUUACUUUGUGUUAUCAUUGUUAUAGUUGUUUGGCUAUAAUAAACCUACAUGUAUCAUAAAUGUGUUUACCACUGCUAUCUUUUAUUUAAAAUAAAUUUUGAAAAUGUCAGUCAAAUGUUGAAUUGGAGUGGAUGUUGAUUGAAAAUAAAAAUACACUUCCAGUAGUCAGGGUGAAAUUAUUAAAAGAUUGCAUUUAUAACUGGUAUUAUAGUGUGCUAUUGAUAAUUUAUGGGGGAGAAAAAAGAUGUGAAGCAUUGCAGGCCUACACAUAUAUGUAAUGUCGUUUUCCCCUUUGGGAUAUGUCUUCUUGGCAAAGACCUGCAAGACCACUCACCAUUCUACAAAAAUUCUCAUACAUGACUCAGUUCCACCAGUGAAAAAGAAAAAUUAUUUCAUGUUCCUGAUAAUAUACGUGUGAAACUGGCUGAAUUAUAACACGGCAACAACAUGGCGAAAGCUCUGAAUCUAUCUAUGUUCCAGAUACCACUGAUCCAUACAGUUUGAUAUGAACAGGUGUAGCUGGUAAUUAUGCUUAACUCAUUGGCAAUCUUUAGAAGCUUUUGGAUGCUUUAGAAGUGCACUCAUCACAGAAUUUUUCCCUAUUAUUGUUCGUUUUGUUUUUUUGGCAGCCUGACGGAUAAUUUGUCGCUAUUUCAGGGUAUGCAGGUUACUCGCGCUUU
Molecule: messenger RNA, 4532 nt
Organism: Liolophura sinensis
Lineage: Eukaryota; Metazoa; Mollusca; Polyplacophora; Chitonida; Chitonidae
Product: UDP-xylose and UDP-N-acetylglucosamine transporter-like
Exons: 9
Coding region: 172-954 (260 amino acids)
Biological process (GO): UDP-N-acetylglucosamine transmembrane transport
Cellular component (GO): endoplasmic reticulum membrane; Golgi membrane
Molecular function (GO): UDP-xylose transmembrane transporter activity; UDP-N-acetylglucosamine transmembrane transporter activity
Source: RefSeq, a predicted model, not a curated record